Molecule: messenger RNA, 1924 nt
Organism: Bacillus rossius redtenbacheri
Lineage: Eukaryota; Metazoa; Arthropoda; Insecta; Phasmatodea; Bacillidae
Gene: p24-1
Product: transmembrane emp24 domain-containing protein 7
Exons: 3
Coding region: 145-777 (210 amino acids)
Biological process (GO): Golgi organization; endoplasmic reticulum to Golgi vesicle-mediated transport; intracellular protein transport
Cellular component (GO): Golgi apparatus; COPII-coated ER to Golgi transport vesicle; endoplasmic reticulum
Source: RefSeq, a predicted model, not a curated record
UUUUACGUUUCGUAUUUCCGGCCACGUUAAUGUUGUGACUUACAGAUUAUUUAGUAAAAUUCGAUGAACUGUUUAUGUACAGUUGUAGUAUUUUGUAGUGUAGUUUUACAGAUUUAUUCUUUACCGUUUUAAUUUAAAGAAAACAUGGAUUACUGGAUUAUUUGUACUCUACUGUCAGCAGUGUUGGUUUUGAAGUUUGUGGACGGUGUCGAAUUAACUUUUGAAUUACCUGACAAUGCCAAGGAAUGCUUUUACCAGGAAAUAAUGGAAAAUGUAUCUUCGACGUUAGAGUUUCAGGUGGUAACAGGGGGCCAAUAUGAUGUGGAUGUAACACUUGAAGCUCCCAACAGAGAAAUCAUCUAUAGAAAAGUUAAGAGCCAGUUUGACACACAUACAUUUGUCGCGCCUAUGCGAGGUGUCUAUGCAGCCUGCUUUAGCAAUGAAUUCUCCACGUUUUCCCAUAAACUUGUAUACAUGGACUUCCAGGUUGGAGAAGAACAGCCUUUACCUGGUUUGGGAGAACAUGUCACAGUUAUGACUCAGAUGGAGUCCUCGGCUCAGGAGAUUCACAAGAGCCUGAACAGCAUAAUCGACUACCAGACGCACCAUCGCCUGCGCGAGGCGCAGGGUCGCAAGCGUGCAGAGGACCUGAAUGAGCGGGUGAUGUGGUGGUCUGUGAUGGAAACUUUGGCCGUCCUCGUGAUCACGGUGGGACAGGUGUUCAUACUGAAAAAUUUCUUCUCAGAGAAGAAACCAUCUCAAAUGAACUCCAAAUAGUAACUUAAACUGCCCAACAAGCAAGGGGAGGGGCGAGAAUCCCUUAUCACGUUUGGAAAGUUUGAAAGAGUGCACUUAUCUGUGAUUGCGCGUUUGAAGCCUGCGUAGUGUUUACUGCAGUGGUGAAGGAUUUGUCGAGGAUUGCAAGAGUCUGGAAAUUGCAUUGCCUUGUUGAGUCUUUUGGAAGUGCAAAGUUUUACAGAUGAGACCAGAUUUACUUCUUAAUGUGCUUGUCGCUGCAAAUGUUUUAUCCUUCACCGAUAUCUUUCUUUUGAAAACAAAUUGAUUAUGCUGGGAGCAGACUUACCUGAAGUGCAUUACAGGGACACGAGUUGUUUAAAAUUAAGUUGUAAAUCUGUUAAAACUCUUGGAUAUUUAUUUGUUUGUAUUUUUAGGUUGUGAGCGAUCUGACAGAAUGUGGUAUGAUAGUAGAAAACUUUAUUUUCGUUGACUUCACCACAACAUUGUUCUGCACUAUUGUGACUGGUGCUGGGAUCAGGGAGUGGCCAGUAGACUGUCUUGCCUCAGCAAGCACUAUCCACUGACAUAAGUUACAUAUUAUGUUAAAUCAUGGGUAUUUCACUGUAAGCCCAUUAAAUGUUUUUUUUUUUUUUUUGCAUACUUGAAUUUUCUAUCUGAAGGCUUAUAAAUAUAUAAAUUGGUUAAAUUAUUGAUUUUGCUGUUCAAUUCUAAGUGUUAUCUAUAAAACCUCUUGUGCAUUAUCUAACCCUGUACUGAGAAUGUAAGUAAUGAAAAUAUGACUGAAUAUAAUUUAAUUAUAAUUAUGUAGUUGGAAAUUAAGCCAGUAUUUCUUGUUGCAUUGUUUGUUGUGAGGCAACAUGUAAGAGACUACACGGAAGUUAAAACAACCUAUUUACUAUCAGUAUGUUGCUGUUGCAUGUUGCUUGUUAAUACAUUUUCUUUAUGCUUGUCUUGAGUAAAACGGUUGUGCUGUUGCAGAUAAUUCUUAUUUAAAUUCUGAAAGUCAUUUGGCUUUAAGAAAAUCAGAUUAGUCUUCAGAAAGUUUGUUUUGCUGCUGUUAUGGUAUUCAUAGUGAUUUCAUGUUCGAUUGGAUUAAAUACAACUACAGUGCUGUAAAAAAACAUAAUGACAAGAAUAAAUUUUGGAAUCUGUCACAGAAAAAUAA